This is a messenger RNA of Punctularia strigosozonata HHB-11173 SS5, 870 nucleotides long. Its product is annotated as indole-3-glycerol phosphate synthase. The record is from RefSeq and is a predicted model, not a curated record. Gene Ontology annotation, biological process: L-tryptophan biosynthetic process. Gene Ontology annotation, molecular function: indole-3-glycerol-phosphate synthase activity; phosphoribosylanthranilate isomerase activity. The transcript has a single exon. The coding region runs from base 1 to 870 and encodes 289 amino acids. Lineage: Eukaryota; Fungi; Basidiomycota; Agaricomycetes; Corticiales; Punctulariaceae.
AUGGCUUCGCCGCAGGGAAAAGUGCCCACCAUUCUCGAAAAAAUCUACGCGCAGCGUCAACAAGACGUCGCCGCCGCGCAAGCCACGCCUGGCACCUCCUCCGCUGACCUUGACGCUUACCUUGCCAUGGGCCUCGCGCCGUCCCUCAUCCCUCUCAUCCCCCGCCUCAAGCGCAACCCAUCCACAUCCUCAUCCAACCCGGGUCUCUCUCUCAUGGCAGAGAUCAAGCGCGCGAGCCCGAGCAAAGGUGACAUCGCGCUCUCUGCGAAUGCGCCGCGCCAGGCGCGUGCGUACGCCCAAGCGGGCGCGAGCGUCAUCUCGGUUCUGACAGAGCCUAAAUGGUUCAAGGGAUCUCUCCUCGACCUCCGCCUUGCCCGGCAGGCUGUCGACGACCUAGGGCCCGACAGGCCCGCGCUUCUGCGGAAGGAAUUCAUCUUUUCCGAGUAUCAGAUCGCCGAGGCACGCCUAUGGGGCGCUGACACCGUCCUCCUCAUUGUCGCCAUGCUCGCGCCCGAGAUACUCGAGCGCCUGUACGCAUACUCGCUCUCGCUUGGGAUGGAGCCGCUUGUGGAGGUCAACAAUGCGGACGAGAUGCAGCGAGCUCUCGCGCUUGGCGCGAAGGUGAUCGGUGUGAACAACCGGAACCUACAUGAUUUCAACGUCGACAUGGGAACGACGAGCCGCCUCGUCGACAUGGUCAAGGGGCGCGAGGUCGUGUUCUGCGCACUUAGCGGUAUUUCGGACCAGAAGGACGUGAGCGUGUACAAGGAGCAGGGCGUGCAUGCCGUAUUGGUUGGGGAGGCUCUCAUGAAGGCGGAGAACACGGCCGAGUUCAUCAGACAGCUGCUCGACUGGCCGACGGAUGCAUAA